Messenger RNA from Salvelinus fontinalis (brook trout), 1106 nucleotides. It is a transcript of the gene atpsckmt, whose product is annotated as fATP synthase c subunit lysine N-methyltransferase. The transcript is spliced from 4 exons. Gene Ontology annotation, biological process: positive regulation of proton-transporting ATP synthase activity, rotational mechanism; regulation of mitochondrial ATP synthesis coupled proton transport; peptidyl-lysine trimethylation. The coding region runs from base 293 to 991 and encodes 232 amino acids. Gene Ontology annotation, molecular function: protein-lysine N-methyltransferase activity. The record is from RefSeq and is a predicted model, not a curated record. NCBI's taxonomy places the organism in Eukaryota, Metazoa, Chordata, Actinopteri, Salmoniformes, Salmonidae. Gene Ontology annotation, cellular component: mitochondrion.
AUGCUGCAGCACACCUUGGUUCAGAGUGAGAGGAGAGCGAGGUUUCUAUUCUUUUUCUAUACUUUCUAUAAAGUAUUUUCACCCUUUCUGACAUUCAAAUGUCAUGUCAGUUUGCUAUUUAGUUACGUCCCACGUGUUUAAGUGUACUUCCGGUGGCUAAUCUCGUAAUUUCUACAUGUUCUUGAAUGAUGUAGCUAUCAAUAAAUGUCCUUGGAUGAGUAGCUAGCUAACAGUGGGAGGAGAGGUUUCCAGCAGCUCGCGCUCAUUCAUUGAUUCAAAGUAGCAAGUCAUCAUGGCAGAACAAAGUCUACUGGAAACGGAGGCGAUACAAUGUAACGUUAAUGCUAAAGACAGCGGCUUCAAAAAACGUUUAGGACUGAUCGCAACUGGAAUUGUCGGGGGGUCAUUGGUUGCCCUUUACGCUGUAGCAUAUCCAUUUGUUGCACCUGCUUUGAGAAAGGUGUGCCUACCUUAUGUUCCCGCAACUACAGCACAGGUGGAAAAUGUCCUGAAAGUGCUGCAGGCGAGAUCUGGAUCCCUCGUGGACAUCGGAAGUGGGGAUGGAAGAAUAGUGAUCGCAGCUGCAAAGAAAGGAUUUGAAGCUGUUGGAUUUGAGUUGAAUCCAUGGUUGGUGUGGUACUCCCGUUACAGAGCUUGGAGAGCGGGUGUUCAUCAUUCUACUUCCUUCCACAUAUCAGAUUUAUGGAAGGUCAGCUUUAAUCAGUACUCGAAUGUUGUCAUAUUUGGAGUACCUCAGAUGAUGGAUCAGUUGGAGGGCAAACUGCAGACAGAACUACAGAGCACAGCUAAAGUGGUGGCCUGCCGUUUCCCUUUUCCCACCUGGGCACCUGAUGGCACCGCUGGAGAAGGAAUAGACACUGUGUGGGUAUACGAUGCAGAGUCGUUCAAAACAGAAAGAGGAACACAUCAGGGACAUAUUGUAACUCCACAGCAGCCCCUGGGCAAUGAUGACACUACCACGUCUCACUAAUUGUGUUCAUAUCUGAAUGCUUCAGGGAUUUGUUGAUUUGAAAAUCCUUCCCAGGAUGUUAUCAAAUCAAAUGUGAGAGUCAGUAAUAAUAAUAAAAAAAGAUAAUUUAAGCAAA